AUGACGUCCGCCCGAGGGGCCAGUCCGAAAGGGUACCACAGCGCUGCACUCUGGACUUCACCUCGACGCGCCGGCUCCAUCUCGAGCUCGUCCAAGGCUUCGAACAGCGACACGAGUUCGGCCAAAGCACCCGGUCCGCGCAAGGUGUACAUGUCGCGGUCAUUCACCUCCUACAUACGCUAUUCUCUGCUCACUUUCGCCCUUCUCAUGGCGCUGCUCAUCUUGUCCGACUCGCCCAGUCUUUUUGGCUUGCGCUUGGGCCGGCGGGUUUUUGUGCCAUCAAAACGUUUCCACCGACUAGGGGCUGGUCAUUGGUUGCCACUGCCUCAACCAUUUACGCACUCGGAUACCCAAGAAGAGUACGGCGCGAGGGCGUUCGAUCCUGCCUUUCCCAACAGGGUCGAAGAGAUCGGCUUGUCGGUCGCCGGAUGGAGAUGGAUACCGAAGCUGCGCUCGCGCAAAGGAAUGCGAGAAUGGAACGCAUAUUUGUUCGUGAAGCGAUUGCUCAACUCGGAACAUGGCCUCAUUAUCGUCGGUGAUGAAGCCAGCCAGCAGAUGAUGACCGCCCUCGGUGGUUUGGUCGACCCGGAGGAUGCGCAAACUCAUCACUCGAAAAUCGACUGGGGUGGCCUGCUGCGAGUCGCACGAGGCGGCUACUACGUCGACCCCAAAUCGAAGGGGGCUCCUUUCAGAUACACUUCGAUCCCCAACGAGACGGCGGAGAUUACGAUCUGGCGGUCGACUUGGCUCAAGCGGUUGCGGAGGGAUUUGCCGCACGUGCCCGAUUCACGAUUUGAGGCACCGGUGGUGCGGUUUGUCAGGCACGAUACAUUGGUCAAUAUGACCCGAAUCACCGAGCUCGCCAAAGCGAUGCGCUUGAGUCCUGUGUUCCUUAAGGAGGGAACGAGCAAACGAUUGCGUCAAACCAACUGGCGAUCACUGUUGCAUCCAUUGUCAACGGAUCCGACAUGGCGGGGUCAGCAAAAUUCGGUGCUGCUCUUCAACAGUGGAUCUCAUUGGAAGAGCGACGAGUUCGGACUCAACGCCCAAGAUCUGCUUGAUGUCAGCCAGGCAAUGGUGAGUCACAAAUCGGGUCAGAGUCCAGUAUCAUCCAAGGAUGUUGAGCUGAGCCUCGUCCGCACAGAUCCGCGACCUCCUGUCCGAGCUGGUCGAACUGCCCCGCUUCGAUAUCAUCGGUCGGUCGACACCACUGGCAGCGCCAGGGUGCGCCUACCACGUUGCUCCGCUCGAUUCAGCCCCGCCGAGAGCGAGCGAUUCUGACUUUUUGAACCGGGUGUGGCAACCGCUCGACUUGCAAAACUCAUGGUGGGCGGCCGAGAUGGAUACAGUUGCGCGCAAGGGGAGGACGCGGGAUAGUUCAGGCUCGUUGGUCUACAUGAACGUCACAGAGAUGGCUGGACAGAGACCUGACGCUCGAGUGGUCGGGGCGUCCGAUCGACCGGAUUGUCUGCAUGUGAGUCGAAUCGCGCCGACGAGACUUCCACACUGCCAACCUCCGCUGAUCACGAUAGCUCUCGUAGUGGACGCUACCCGGGGUACCUUCCGUUUGGCUGAGAAUGUUGUGGCAUAUCAUAAGCGGUGUCGAUAAUAGAACAGGCUCGUGA
This is a messenger RNA of Microbotryum saponariae, 1625 nucleotides long. Lineage: Eukaryota; Fungi; Basidiomycota; Microbotryomycetes; Microbotryales; Microbotryaceae. The record is from the annotation of a GenBank genome assembly.